AUGGCGCCAUUAGAGAAAAGAUGGAGGUACGUGCAUGAGGUGUUGGACGGCGCGGGGUGUACUGAGUCGGUACACGGUGCGCCUUCACGCUCUAACGAGAGCCUGCCCAGCUACAUGGGAGUGGAACAAGGGGUUAACCAACGGUCCUUGGUUAACGUAGUUUCACUAAGGUGCAGUCCAAUCUCGACAUUGGACUGGGAAGCCCGGGGCUUCCCUGAGUGUGUAUCGGAAGCACACAGGCAGGCAUGUAGUACGCUGCACAAAGAAGUAGGGAAUAUACCUGGCCAGUUCGAGACUAGUUUUGUGAUACCCGUCACCAUGGCAAGCUUGUACAGUCGGGUUAAGCUGCGCCAUGAAAAAUUACAAAAGGUGACUGCGGACUCUCAAGCCCUCUGGGAGCAGUUGCAAGCGGAGGGAGCUGUCAGUGAAGAGGAAUUCACAGCAAUCCACUUAAAAUUGAAGCAAUGCUUGGGGACUUUUGAAAAGGAGUUAUUUCAAUAUUUAAGUGUCGAACCGGAGGCAGAUGUGGUUGAGAUGACCCAAGAUCAACUUAAGGCUGAAGAUCUAUUGACAGAAUUGGAAAUUGCAUUACAGAUUGGCAAAAGGCGGAGUGAAACUGUUAAAAAAUCCAAACUACCUGAAUUAAGUCUUCCAUCCUUUUCGGGGGACAAGUUGAAGUGGUGCGAGUUUUGGGACUACUCCAUUGCAGUGGAAACUUUGAAGCGGCGUUACGGGUCAACUGACACUCUGAUUGACGCACAUUAUACCGCCCUCAACAACCUCCAAAAGGCAGACUAUACUAGUGCCAGCUGCCGUAGUGUCCUGGACAGUGUUGAACGGAAUAUCAGGGUGUUGGAGAAGCUCGGGGAACCGGUUGGAGGCAAUCAUUUGAGAGCAUUAGUCUUGUCAAAAUUCCCAGAAAAGGUGAUCCAUGAGCACCACCUCAUAGGUGAAGCUACUGACUUGAUGGCCAUUAGAAAUAAUUUAGAUAAAAUUAUCACAGCAAUGGAAAAGUCAGCGGAUACAGUUGUACCGAGUCCAAAGUACACUGCCGUGCCUGGCAGUAGCACAACUGAGGCGUUGCAAGUACGUACAGAAGUAAGGUCUCAGAGUAGCCGGAAGCGGAAACACGCGGGAAAUGCUGGAGCACCACCAUCAAAGCAAGCAAAGAGAGCAUGCUUGUUCUGCAACCUGAAAGGACAUGCUAGCAGGGACUGUCGCAAAUACAAUACAGUCGAAGCUCGGCAGAAGCAAGUAACGGGAAGGUGUCUACACUGCCUACGACGCAACCAUAAGGCAUCAUCCUGCAAGCGCAAGAUUGCUUGCUUCCGCUGUAAAGGAGACCACCUGCUUAUAUUCUGUCCCAAUCCGGCCUCAGAUGACCGCAGUGGCAACUCUUCAAAACCCUCUAACUAAGAAAAGUAUCAAAGGCAGAGUCUUCAUAGACUGCGGUAGUCAGCGGAGUUACAUUACUCUGGCAGCUGCAAAAAGGUUAGGCCUGCCUACCCUCCAGGAAGACCUUCUACUCAUUUUCACUUUUGGAGCUUCUGAACCUCUGCAGACGUUAACCCCCGGAACAACAGUCAACAUCCAGACGAAACGUGAUGUCACUAAGCAGUUUACUGUAAACGUCGUACCAAGAAUUACAGACAGUGUUCCGGUGACGUCCUUCAAGCAUCCCGGAGUCGAUAUUGUUGCUGAUGAUGAUACAGUUGGAGAGGUUGUUGAUGUACUCAUCGGGAAUGACUACUUUGGCUCUAUCCUCACAGGAAGAAAGAUCCAGGUGUCAGAAGACUUUUGUUUAUUGGAUACGGACUUUGGAUGGGUGCCCUCAGGAAAGCUUACUACUGGAGAAAGAAGCGAAGUCCUCUCAGUGGUCACAUACUGUCAAUGUCACACUCCUAACUGCCCAUAUUUCAGUGAGCCAGAUCUGCCUUUAAGAAACAUAGACGUAAGGUUCUUAUGGUCAUUAGAGAACCUAGGGAUUACGGACUCUCCAAAAGCUACAAGACAGGAAGAAGC
This is a messenger RNA of Cydia strobilella, 2022 nucleotides long. RefSeq lists its product as uncharacterized. Gene Ontology annotation, molecular function: zinc ion binding; nucleic acid binding. The coding region runs from base 1 to 1416 and encodes 471 amino acids. NCBI's taxonomy places the organism in Eukaryota, Metazoa, Arthropoda, Insecta, Lepidoptera, Tortricidae. The record is from RefSeq and is a predicted model, not a curated record. The transcript has 5 exons.